This is a messenger RNA of Drosophila obscura, 2540 nucleotides long. RefSeq lists its product as uncharacterized. NCBI's taxonomy places the organism in Eukaryota, Metazoa, Arthropoda, Insecta, Diptera, Drosophilidae. Bases 121 to 1791 code for a protein of 556 amino acids. The transcript has 5 exons. The record is from RefSeq and is a predicted model, not a curated record.
GCAGACGUCAUCAGUAAAAGUGAAUUUUGAUCUGGAUUAGAGAAUCAGCUAAUCCUAGGCCCAAUAUAAGCUAAACCUACCAAAAAAAUAUAACAACAAAUAAACUCAAACCAAUAAACAAUGAAGACAUUCCGUGUGAACCUGCUGCUGCUGGCCGCCCUGCCUCUGGUGUGCCAUGCCCAUCCCUAUCCCGCAGCGGACAAAUCCCUCUCGCUGGAGGACGUGUCCUCGGACCUGGACAACGAACAGGGCGAGAGCGUGAAGGAGUCACAGAUAGCCAAGCGUUCCGGCAGCUUCGAUUAUGUGGCGCACCUGAAGUCGGGUCUGCUCUCGGGCAUUGGCCAGGCCUCUGCCUCGAUUGCCGGUGGAAGUUCUGGUGGCAGCCACGGAGGCGGCGGCGACAGCUACAAGUCCCACGAGAUUGUGGUCCAUGGCAACUCUGUGGACUAUGAUCCCUGGUCGUUCAAGAAGUCUGUGCUGAACACCAUCUUCCAGGCGGUCAAGGCCAUCACGGGCGGUGUGACUGCUCUCAAGGGUCAGCUGAUCAAGGGCAGCGGGUAUGCCCUGAGUGCGGGUGGCACUCUGGUGGCAGCCGGCGGCGACAAGGUCACCGAUGUGGGCAAGUCCAUCAUCAACUCGGCGCACAUCAACUCCCACGGCUAUGCCACAAGUCACUCCAGCAGCAGCAGCGGUGGACUCUUCGCUAAGCUCAGCUCCCUGUCGGGUGCCUCUUCCGGUGGCAGCAGCGGCCACAAGUCCGUCCCCUCCCCCGUGAUCCAUACUGAUACCAUCACCACGUACGAGAUACCCAGUGGCCACGCCAGCUAUGGUCCGCCAUCCAAGCCGCCGAGCUACAGCAGUGCCACGCACCAGUAUCUGCCCCCGGUGGGCGGCAGCUAUGGAGGCAGCGGCGGCGGUGCGCCAUUCAGCGUCAGCCAUUCGGCAGCCUUCGAGGCACCAUCCAGCAACUAUCUGCCAUCGGCCUAUGGACAAGAUGCGGCCAGCGCCCACAACAGCGACUUCAACAUCUAUGGGCGCCACACGAAGCUGACGGACGACGAGGCACGACGCGCGGCCAAUCAGCUGCAGGAGAUACUCAAUCUGAUGCCCAACGGCAAGACGGAGUACACGGCCUCCAAGACGGUAGAUCUGCCCACGGGCGGCACGGGGCAGGAGCAGGCGGAGGUCUACAACAGCUAUGGACUGCCGCUGCCCAAUAAUCUGGGAACCCUAGAGUCCCUCUCGCACACGGAAUCGAUAACGGCAGCGUAUGCACCGGGAGGGAGGAACCCCGCCGAUGUGUACCAUCAGAUGGCCAAGAGGCCGAGCGGUGGACCGACUGCAGAGGAGCUGUACAUACAGAAGCAUCCCAAUGAGGGCUAUGACUACCCGCCGCCGGCAAAGGCUCCGGCCGUUGUGACCCCAGCGGCGCAAACUGUGAACGAGUAUCGCGUGGAGAACUACCAUGCCAACAAGAGCAACGCCCUCAAGGAUCUGUCGCCCAUCAUAGCCGCCCUGGAGGUGGCCAAGCGCAAGGGGAAUUACCAGCAGAGCGGACCCGUCAACUACGCCAUCGAGAAGCAGGUGCACAAGGAAUUGCCCUUCAAUUACCUGCCGCCGGUGGUGCAGAAGUUCAAGCACGUGUACAGUGCCCCACCGCCGGGCUACCAGAGUCACAGUGGGGGCUACAAGGUGCGCCGCCAUGUGGCCAAGCAUCCCAAACGUGUCUUCCGGCCGCAGGACUACGAGAUACACGACCCGCUGAUGUUCAACCGACUGCUGGAGGUGUGAGGAGAGCAUCCCAGUGACCUGGAGACCAAAGUGUCAAGUGUGCUAGAACCUAGUUGUAGUCCUCUAAGUCAUGUGCAGCAUUUAAUCCUAGAUCGUUGACAGCUAACUUAUUUAUGUAUUUAUAUCCUCAUCGGCAUCGUUAUCGUGAUUAAUUAUUUAUUGAGACUCGCCGAAUAUUUCUUGGUUAGCCAAAUAAAAGAGAGUCCCAAAGCACAGCAUGUACCAGACACCGAGCACCAUUCCCAUUCAACUUUGCUCCUCCUGUUCUUCCUUCCUGUUUUGCACUGCUUGCCCGCACCCACACACCCGCACGUCUACACAUGCAACCACCCCACCACCGCACCAUCAAAUCAGCCGGAUAUCCUUCUCACCUCUCACCGCUCUCUUUACAGUCUACCAGCAGUAGUCGCCACGUAGCCCCCGUAGCGGACCAGGACCGAGCUGUUGCUGUGGACCAUGCCCAUUCCGUUCUACAGCACUCUCCGCCUUCAUGUAUCAUAGAGUUAGUCAAACCGUUCCUGCCCUUCCGUCACCACCAUAACUUCUCCUCCGAAUUCCCUCUCAUUCUAAACGCAUUUCCCGAUCCGAUGAACCCACUAGAACCCACUUUGCGGGGGGUGCCAGCCAGCCAGCCAACCAACAGUGCAGUCAGUGUGCAUUAAUUGAAUUGACUUACCCUUAUUUACCCUUACCCCUAACCCAUUUUACGCUUAAGUAUUUAAAUUACAUAAAUAAAUCGUUGAUUACAA